Molecule: messenger RNA, 665 nt
Organism: Syngnathus acus (greater pipefish)
Lineage: Eukaryota; Metazoa; Chordata; Actinopteri; Syngnathiformes; Syngnathidae
Product: prolactin-like
Exons: 3
Coding region: 285-665 (126 amino acids)
Biological process (GO): response to nutrient levels; positive regulation of receptor signaling pathway via JAK-STAT
Cellular component (GO): extracellular region
Molecular function (GO): hormone activity
Source: RefSeq, a predicted model, not a curated record
AUAAAUUUGUUUGUCUCAUCAGCGUCGUCAUUGCGCUGAGCCGCCUCGUUGGCCGAACCGAGUCCUUGAGAAGACAAAACAGCGGAGCCAUGACAAAAUGUACGAUUCAUUCAUUCACACUAUCGGGAAUGUGGAUACUAAAUCUUAUUUUCUUGUCCUCUCUAGUUUCUUUUACCGUGAUGAUGCUGACCCAGCUUUUCCUCAGCGUGGCCAGCGCUCCGAUGUGUGCCUACGGACAAGCCGGGUGACCCCUUCCCACCUUGGCCGACCUCUUUGAGCGCGUCAUGCAACAGUCGUCCAGGAUGCACGGCAUCCCCACUGACCUCCACUCGCAAUCUGACCACUACUUGCUUCCCAGCCGCAACAUGCUCGGAAAGUGGAAAUGUCACACGCAUGAUAUCCUGACACCGGCUGACAAACAGAAUGCAAAAAGUCUGGAUAGAGAGAAGCUGACCGAGGUGAUCCUGAGGCUCCUGGGGGCCUGGGGGGACCCCUUGUCGCAGCUGCACCAGAGCAUGCUCAAGGACCAAAACCGCAACAAGAACCGUGAGCGGGAUUUAAUCCGCUUGAACUUCAACAAGGCUCUGGAGAUGAGUGACGUGAUGCAAGAGCUGAGGGUUGGAGUCUUAAAAAUGGCAGAGAAGGUGAGCGAUGGAUUACGUUAG